AUGGACCUCGAGGCUUCAGACGAUGAAGUGCCAGUUCUCGUCGAACCGGAAGUCAUUGCUGGCAAUGAUGAUGAGGUUCCAAGCCUUGUCGCAGAUCCUAAUGCCCUGCCAACAACGAAGGUUCCUCUCACCAUAGUGACUGGAUAUUUGGGUGCUGGCAAAACCACUCUCCUCAACUACAUCCUCACGGCCCAGCACGGCAAGAAGAUUGCUGUCAUCUUGAACGAGUUUGGUGACUCAAUCGACAUCGAAAAACAACUUACAGUCUCCGACUCGAAUUCCACAGAAGCCAAACCCCCACCAUUCGUCCCCCUCGCAAAUGGAUGCAUAUGCUGCUCAGCAAAAGAUGUCGGCGUUGCUGCCAUCGAGAACCUCAUGGAUCAGGGUGGCCUCUUUGACUACAUCCUCCUUGAGACCACCGGACUAGCGGACCCCGGCAACCUAGCACCCACCUUCUGGCUCGACGAUGGACUCGGCAGUACCAUCUUCCUCGACGGAAUCGUGACGCUCGUCGACGCCAAGCACGUCCUGAAGAGUUUAGACGAAGGCUACGGUGAUGGCGAGGAAGAGGUGGAGAAGAGGAAACACGACCACGACCACGACGGACCACUUCUCACCACAGCGCAUCUACAGAUCAGCCACGCAGACGUCAUACUGAUCAACAAGACCGAUCUCGUCGGCCCCUCAGAGCUCUCACAUGUAGUCGACCGCAUCCGCUCUAUCAACGGCCUAGCGCGCAUAAAAACAACAACAAAGUCCGAAGUUCCGCAGCUUGAAGGCUUCCUUCUCGACAUCAACGCGUACGCAGACGUCACAGCCGCAGACCUGUCGUUCGCAAGUAAAGGACACAGCCAUCUAGACCCCACCAUCACCACAUCCACCAUCUCCUUCCCAGCGCUGAACCCAGAACAAGUAGAUACGUUCGACCUUUUCCUCAGAACAGUACUCUGGGACGAAACACUGCCCCACAACACGCCGCACGAUGCUUUCGAGAUCCACCGACUAAAAGGCAGGAUCCCGGUUACAGAUGGCCGGGUGCUACUCCUGCAGGGCGUCAGGAACCUGUAUGACAUCAACGACGCAAAAACGCCAGCUCAAGUCAACGACGAGGCGAAGCUGGUGCUCAUAGGCCGAGGGGUUGGACAGGAGGCGUUCAAGUCGAGCUUACUGCACAUGCUGCAAUCGUAG
Messenger RNA from Ascochyta rabiei, 1188 nucleotides. RefSeq lists its product as uncharacterized. The coding region runs from base 1 to 1188 and encodes 395 amino acids. The record is from RefSeq and is a predicted model, not a curated record. Gene Ontology annotation, cellular component: cytoplasm. The transcript has 2 exons. NCBI's taxonomy places the organism in Eukaryota, Fungi, Ascomycota, Dothideomycetes, Pleosporales, Didymellaceae.